This is a messenger RNA of Aphanomyces astaci, 1086 nucleotides long. RefSeq lists its product as hypothetical. The transcript is spliced from 3 exons. Gene Ontology annotation, cellular component: endoplasmic reticulum. Gene Ontology annotation, molecular function: misfolded protein binding; protein-folding chaperone binding. Bases 22 to 1029 code for a protein of 335 amino acids. Lineage: Eukaryota; Oomycota; Saprolegniomycetes; Saprolegniales; Verrucalvaceae. The record is from RefSeq and is a predicted model, not a curated record.
CGGGCGUGAAUUGUCGUAGUCAUGCGCUGCUGGCGUCGGCUGUGGCUUGCAUUAGCACUCGUAAGCGUGUCCUUCCAGGGAGAGAACGGCCUCGUGCAUGGGUACCAUCAGUCCGCCGAUCCGUACUCAACUCUAGGCAUCUCCCGCGGCGCGUCGGAGGAACAGAUCAAGCGCGCGUACAAGAAACUCGCCAUCAAGUACCAUCCCGACAAAAACACCCAGGGCAACCAGGAAGCGGCCAAGGAAAACUUUGUGCGCAUUCAAGAAGCAUACGAGUCUCUCACUACCAAACGUCCGUCUUCGUCCCCUCAGAGCCGGUACAGUUCGUACCACCAGCCUCCUCCGCAACACCAGUACCAUCAGGAACAACAUCAGUACUACCACUACUCGUACUCGUCCCAGCAGCAGCAGCGACCUCCGUCAUCAACCAACUCCACGACUCCCAUCUUGUACUUCUUCGUUCUCGGCGUCAUCGCCAUGUACAUUUACACCAAGGUCACGGAAGAUGACGACAGCAACAACAACGAAUCGACAACCCGUUCAACUUCCCAUGCCCAGUCGACACCCCCAACCCCCUCGUCACAGCGCCUAAGUACGUCGCCUUUCGCGUCGUUGGCAGCGACAUACGCGCCCCAUGUCCAAGAGCUCACGCCCGAGCUGCUCCAGACCAAACGGCGUCGUGUUGUGAUCUUUUGCAUGCGAACGUCGCCGUCGUACUGCUCUCGUCUAGCGCAAUGGAUCCACGCCGACGCUGUCGCAGAAGAAUUUAAGCUCGACCCGGUGGUGUUUGCCUGGGUUGAUGUCGACAGCGGACCAAGUCGCAGAUCCAACUGGACAGCCUUUUUCGAUGCCCACUUGAUCGAGUCUGCUUCGUGUGUGAUUGUCGCAGUCACCAACCAGUCCAAGUUUGUGCCGUUCACGUUUCCCGAGGGAGACAUGAGUUAUUCCGAUCUGCAAGGCUGGCUCGGGCGGCUAGUUGGAGGGGAAGCAUCGCCCCCAAAGCCGCUGCUGAUGAGUGUCCCUGCCUGAUAAGGCCAAGAUUAAUACUUUACAAAUAGUAGAUAUUUGAAUUAUUUUUGGAAGACG